Messenger RNA from Jaculus jaculus (lesser Egyptian jerboa), 6730 nucleotides. RefSeq names its product protein KIAA0100-like. NCBI's taxonomy places the organism in Eukaryota, Metazoa, Chordata, Mammalia, Rodentia, Dipodidae. The record is from RefSeq and is a predicted model, not a curated record.
CCAGGCCGGGCCGGACCCGGACCUAAAUGCCUCUGCUUCUCUACGCGCUGUUGGUCUUGCUGCUGGUUGCGCUUAGCGCACUCUUCCUAGCGGAAAUUGACAAUUUGUGGAUAUCCAGCAAACUCCUCAGCCAUGAUCUGCCGCACUAUGUGGCACUGUGCUUUGGAGAAGUACGCAUCAGAACAGACCUGCAGAGGGUGUCCAGCCUGUCUGCCCCAUUCUCCCAGAACACUGGGGUGGACCAAAAGGAGCUCUCCUUUAGCCCAUCCUUGUUGAAGAUCUUGUGCCAACUAUUCUCCAUUCAUGUAGAUGCUAUAAACAUCAUGGUUCUCAAGGUGGCUACUUCCGAGUCCUUAUGGCACAUUCAGAUCAGUAGAAGCAGAUUUCUUUUGGAUAGUGAUGGAACAAGGCUAAUCUGUGAGUUAAGUCUAUCGAAGAUCAACAGUAAAAUUCUGAAGAGUGGUCAGCUGGAGGAUACAUGCCUAGUAGAGAUCUCACUAGCUCUGGACCUGUGUCUAAAAGUGGGCAUUAGCAGUUGGCAUCUGAAGGCUAUCACUGUGGAUGUGUGGACACUCCAUGCUGAGCUACAUGAAGGUCUCUUUCAUAGUCAACUACUGUGUCAGGCCCCAGGCUGGGUGUCCAAACCUGUUCUUUGUUCAGAGGUGACAGAAAACUUAGCUGAGCCAACUCUGCCUGGUCUAUACCUCCUCCAGCAGCUGCCAGACCAGGUCAAGGUUAAGAUGGAGAACACAAGUGUGGUGUUGUCUAUGAAUAGUCAAAAGAGGCACUUGACUUGGACACUGAAGCUGCUACAUUUCCUGUACCACCGUGAUGAGGAUCAACUGCCCCUUCAAAGCUUCACAGCAAACUCUGAUAUGGCACAGCUGAGCACUGAACUCCUGUUGGAAGAUGGGUUGCUACUGUCCCAGAGUCGCCAACAUAUUGUCUGCCUCAACUCCCUCAAAGCUAAUGUGCAGGUGACCACCAUUGACCUCUCGGCUUUCCUCAUUCUGAACACUUGUAUCAUUCAUUACCGGCACCAGGAAUUCUCUCACUGGCUGCACAUGCUGGCACUGGAGACCCAAGGAUCUAGUUUACCUGUUCUUAAACAAAGGGAAAAAAGAACAUUCCCUCAAAUCCUGGCUCCCAUCAUAUUUAGCACCUCUGUCUCCAAUGUCAAUAUUUCCAUUCAGCUUGGAGAUACACCACCUUUUGCCUUGGGAUUCAAUUCCAUCGCCCUGGAUUAUCAGCACCUCAGACCACAAAGCAUCCAUCAGCGCAGUGUUCUAACAGUAGAUCACCUCUGCUGGCGUGUGGGCAGUGACUCCCACAUUCAGCGGGCACCACAUCCACCUAAUAUGCAUGUUUGGGGUGAGGCGCUUGUUCUGGACUCCUUUACACUCCAGGGUAGUUAUAACCAGCCUCUGGGCCUGUCCAACACGCAGUCAGACACCCUUUUUCUUGAUUGUACAAUACGAGGACUUCAGGUAGAAGCAUUUGACAUCUGUGCUCAGUGUCUGUCUCGUAUUAUAUCCUGGAUGAGCCCUCAGUCUGGGAAGUUCACUCUCUCGAAGAGGUCUUCACUUGGAGAAUCCGUGACAUUACUGUGGAAGGUGGACUUGAAGGUGGAAGACAUGAACUUGUUCACUCUUUCUUCGCUGGUUGGUGCUUCAGAGGUACAACUGGAUACAUUGACUGUCUUGGGCGGUGUGGAGUCUUCCACUGUGGGAAUUGAAGGGCUUGUGCUUGCGCUAGUGAAGUCCGUCACGGAGAAGAUGCAGCCCUGUUGCAAGGCUCCUGAUAUUCCCACGCCAGUGCUUGGCCUCUCUAUGCUCUCCCUCACCUAUCACAGCAGCAUCCGUUCUCUAGAGAUUCAAUGUGGUGCAGGGCUGACUUUGCUCUGGAGCCCUCCAGAUCACAUGUACUUGUACCAGCAUGUCCUGGCCAUCCAACAAUGUCGAGAACUAUUACAAGCCACUGUGUUUCCCGAGGUUGUUCCAUCCUGUGCACCAGAGACUCCAGGAACCACUUCUGAGACAGAAGAUCAUCUCCACGAGCCAUCCCCGCCUAAGAGGCUACUCAACCUGACACUGGAGGUUAGCACAGCCAAACUGACAGCAUUCGUAGCUGAGGACAAGUUCAUUACCCUGGCUGCAGAGAGUGUGUCACUGAACCGGCAUGGAGGUUCGCUGCAGGCUUACUGUCCAGAGCUUGCUGCUGGCUUUGAUGGUAAUAGCAUCUUCAACUUCAAGGAGGUAGAGGUGCAGCUGCUACCUGAGCUGGAGGAGAUGAUUCUCCACCGGACCCCCUUCCCUGCACUGCAGACCCUCCGGAAUCGUGUUUGGCUUCUGUCCUUAGGAUCUGUCUCAGUGGAGUUUCCUUAUCAGUAUGAUUUCUCUCGAACUUUGGAUGAAGCUGUGGGAGUUCAGAAGUGGUUAAAGGGGCUGCAUCGAGGGACUCCUACUUGGGCUUCUGCAAGCCCUGCCCCACUCCCACCUGAUCUGCUCUUGAAGGUUCAGCACUUCUCAUGGGUUUUCCUGGAUGACAUUUUUGAGGUGAAACUUCAUGAUAACUAUGAAUUGAUGAAAGACGAAAGUAAGGAGAGUGCCAAAAGGUUGCAGCUGCUGGAUGCCAAGGUGGCUGCCCUUCGGAAGCAGCAUGGUGAGUUAUUACCAGCUCGAAAAAUUGAGGAGCUCUAUGCCUCUUUGGAACACAAAAACAUUGAAAUCUACAUUCAGCGCUCCCGUCGUCUCUAUGGCAACACACCCAUGCGCCGGGCACUGCUCACUUGGAGCCUGGCAGGGCUAGAGUUGGUGGCUCUGGCAGACGCCUCCUUCCAUGGACCUGAACAAGUGAUAGAACAGGUUCGAGAGCUUGAUCCUGGCAGCCCUUUUCCUGCUGAAGGAGUAGAUCUAGUCAUUCACUGGUGUCGAAUGCUCAAGUGCAGUGUCAAGACCUUUCUGGUUCGGAUUAGAGACUACCCACGGUACCUGUUUGAGAUCCGUGACUGGCGACUGAUGGGUCGAUUGGCUGGCACUGAACAGAGUGGUCAGCCUUGCUCCCGUCGACGUCAAAUCCUGCAGUUGGGGCUUCCAUGGGGUAAUGUGGCAGUAGAAAGGAACAUGCCCCCGCUCAAAUUCUACUAUGACUUCCACUCGGAAAUCUUCCAGUAUACAGUGGUAUGGGGCCCAUGCUGGGAUCCUGCCUGGACACUGAUUGGGCAAUGUGUAGACCUCUUGACCAAGCCCUCAGCUGACCCCAGCCCACCCUUGCCUUGGUGGGACAAGAGCCGUCCUUUUUUCCAUGGGGACUGGCACAUGGACAUUGAACAAGCGAACCUGCACCAGAUGGCCACUGAGGAUCCAUAUAAUACAACUGAAAAUAUGCACUGGGAAUGGAGUCACCUUUCUUUCCAUUGGAAACCUGGUCAGUUUGUGUUCAAAGGUGACUUGGAUAUCAACGUGAGAACAGCCUCUAAGUAUGAUGACUGCUGCUUCCUUCACCUGCCUGACCUCUGUAUGACACUGGACCUGCAGUGGCUGUGCCAUGGGAACCCCCACGAUCACAGUGUCACCCUGAGGGCCCCAGAGUUCCUGCCUGAGGUGCCCUUGGGCCAGCUUCAUGACUCCUACCGGGCCUUCCGCUCUGAGAACCUCAAUCUCUCCAUCAAGAUGGAUCUGACUCAACACAGUGGGACAAUAUCCCAGCCCCGAAUCCUGCUAUAUAGUAGUACUCUGCGCUGGAUGCAAAACUUUUGGGCAACUUGGACAAGUGUCACAAGACCUAUCUGUAGAGGAAAGCUCUUUAAUAACCUGAAACCCAGCAAGAAGAAACUUGGCCAGCACUACAAGCAGCUUUCCUAUACUGCACUCUUUCCCCAGUUACAGCUACAUUACUGGGCUUCAUUUGCCCAGCAAUGGGGCAUCCAGAUUGAGUGUAAUCAGGGCCAUGUCUUCACUCGGGGGACUCAGCGGCUUAUACCUCAAGGACUCUCUACUCGAGAUGGGGAUCCUGCCUUUCAUACACACCAGCUGUACUUGGUAGAUUUACGGAUUUCCUGGACAACCACCAACCGGGACAUUGCUUUUGGCUUAUAUGAUGGCUACAAAAAGGCAGCUGUGCUCAAACGUAAUCUCUCUACUGAGGCCCUGAAGGGUUUAAAGAUUGAUCCCCAGAUGCCAGCCAAAAAGCCAAAGCGGGGUGCCUUACCUAGUGCUCAAGUCCCACCUCAUGUCAGCACUCCUUGCUUCAGUGGACAGCCUGAUAAGGCAUCAUCGGGAGGUGCUUCCAUGUUGCAGAAGCUGAUUGAAGAAACAGAUAGGUUUGUGGUAUUUACAGAAGAGGAGUCAGGUAUGAGUGACCAGUUGUGUGGUAUUGCUGCCUGCCAGACGGAUGACAUAUAUAACCGAAACUGCCUUAUUGAGCUGGUCGACUGCCAGAUGGUUCUACGUGGAGCAGAGACAGAAGGCUGUGUCAUUGUGUCAGCUGCCAAAGCACAGCUCCUCCAGUGCCAACACCACCCAGCUUGGUAUGGUGAUACAUUGAAACAAAAGACAUCUUGGACUUGCCUACUGGAUGGCAUGCUGUACUUUGCCACCACUGAAAGCAGCCCUACCAAACAGGAUGGGCGACAGCUGUGGCUAGAGGUGAAGAACAUUGAGGAACACCGGGAGCGUAAUCUGGAUUCUGUGCAGGAGCUGAUGGAGAGUGGACAGGCAGUGGGAGGCAUGGUUACCACAACCACAGAUUGGAACCAGCCAGCUGAAGCCCAGCAAGCACAGCAAGUCCAGAGGAUCAUUUCACAUUGUAAUUGUCGAAUGUACUAUAUUAGUUACAGCCAUGACAUUGAUCCUGAGCUGGCAGCUCAGAUUAAGCCACCUGAGAUUCAUGAGAACCAGGAGAAGGAAGAUCUCCUAAAGAAGCAGGAAGGGGCUGUGGAUACCUUCACUCUCAUCCACCAUGAGUUAGAAAUUUCCACCAACCCGGCUCAAUAUGCUAUGAUCCUGGACAUUGUCAACAACUUGCUGCUCCAUGUAGAACCCAAGCGAAAGGAGCACAGUGAAAAGAAGCAGCAGGUCAGGUUCCAGCUUGAGAUCUCUAGCAAUCCUGAGGAGCAGCGCAGCAGCAUCUUGCAUUUGCAGGAAGCUGUGCGGCAGCACGUGGCACAAAUACGACACCUAGAGAAGCAGAUGUAUUCUAUCAUGAAGUCUUUGCAAGAUGACAGCAAGAAUGAAAACUUGCUUGACCUGAACCAAAAACUUCAGUUGCAGCUGAACCAGGAGAAGGCCAACCUACAGCUGGAAAGUGAAGAGCUGAACAUCCUCAUCAGGUGUUUUAAGGAUUUCCAACUACAGCGAGCCAACAAGAUGGAGCUGCGAAAACAACAAGAAGAUGUCAGUGUGGUGCGCCGCACUGAGUUUUACUUUGCUCAGGCGCGGUGGCGUCUGACAGAGGAAGAUGGACAGCUGGGAAUUGCUGAACUGGAGCUGCAGAGGUUCCUUUACAGCAAGGUGAAUAAGUCUGAUGACACAGCAGAACAUCUUCUGGAGUUAGGCUGGUUCACUAUGAACAACCUUCUCCCCAAUACUGUCUACAAGGUAGUCCUACGGCCCCAGAGUUCCUGCCAGUCUGGGCGACAACUAGCUCUCCAUCUUUUCAGCAAAGUCCGGCCCCCUGUUGGGGGUAUUUCUGUCAAAGAACACUUUGAGGUGAAUGUUGUGCCUCUCACCAUCCAGUUGACACACCAGUUCUUCCACAGAAUGAUGGGCUUUUUCUUUCCUGGACGAAAUGUGGAAGAUGAUGAAGUUGGUGAUGAAGAGGAUAAGUCCAAACUGGUGACUACUGGAAUACCAGUGGUGAAGCCUUGGCAGCUGAUAGCCACAGAUGAUGCUGUACCACUGGGCUCAGGAAAGGGAGUGGCACAGGGCUUGACCCGCAGUUCUGGGGUCAGAAGGUCAUUUUGUAAAUCACCUGAGCACCCUGUGGAUGAUAUUGACAAGAUGAAAGAGCGAGCUGCCAUGAACAACUCCUUCAUCUACAUAAAGAUUCCACAGGUUCCAUUGUGUGUCAGCUAUAAGGGUGAGAAGAACAGUGUGGACUGGGGUGACCUUAACUUGGUGCUACCCUGUCUGGAAUACCACAACAACACAUGGACAUGGCUAGACUUUGCCAUGGCUGUCAAAAGGGACAGCCGAAAAGCUCUGGUUGCCCAGGUAAUCAAAGAAAAGCUAAGGCUGAAACCUGCAAUGGGGUCUGAGGUCCGGGGAAAGCUAGAAACUAAACCAGACCUGAAUAUGCAACAGCAGGAAGAGGAGGAGAAAGCUCGGCUCCUCAUCGGUUUAAGUGUGGGUGACAAGAAUCCUGGCAAGAAGUCCAUCUUUGGCAGGCACAAGGGACUCGUCAAUCGGAGUGACUGCAGUACAGGAUCUGACUCUCAGGCUCCAGGGACUUGAGGGUGGGAGGAGCUUCCCUUUUGUGAGGGGUUGGAGCUCAUAGGGAACUGAGACAGUGUUCUUUGGCAGCUGUCCUAUUCCCUGCAGAGCAUGGUGGACAGUAAUGCUGAGUUCCAUCUCAGGCUGAUCCAGCCCUGGGCCAGAGAGGAAGGAGAACCAGAAGACCCAGAGUUUGGGCCAAAGCCUAGGAUCCUAUUUCCUUGGGGUCAGCUGAAAGGGUGAGGGGAUAGUAAUGAUCAAGUGUGAUGAAUUUUUAUAAAGACAUAUAUAUAUAUAUA